AUGCGCCCGGCGCUUCUGCGACUGUUGAAGAGGCCGUCCGCCGUCUCGAUCCUUGACACACUCACAGCAACACCGGUCGGAAUUGAGCAACUGGAGUCCAGGUACAGGUGUCUACGAUGUCAUUCGCGAAGCGCCAAACGAGAACCACUCGAGGAACCCGACAAUAACUCGACCCGGCAUCAGCUUGAAGAUUCAUGCCGAGGGAAACGGCCAUUCAGCUUUCCCAUCUACGACAUUGAGGCCUCGAACGAACCAAAUACCCUUGAGCCCACGCCUCUCUUCGAGAGUCAAACGAAUAAUAACGCGACACAAUGCCCUACCAAAUUUCUGUCUCUCCGACCGGACAAGCUUGAAUUCGAAUCGGACGUCGGACACCUCAACAACAUUGGAACGCGAUUAGUGGAUAACCCGGAACACCGAAAUAAUCUUGAUCUGUGGGAGGAGCUACUUCGAUACCGUCAGCGGCACUACGGCGACAAUGGCACGCUAGACAUAUGGGAAGGAUUGAGGGUCCGAGUGGAUGGUGUACGGCUUCCAGUUGCAGGACAGCAAGCGGACUUCUUUUGGCAGAGCUUUGUGGAUAUGGGAUUGAGGCGAGAAAUUUUUCUAAAGGAGGUUCUUGACUAUGCUGUCAUCAUACGGGAACAACAAGGCAGCCAAUGGCCACAGCUGUAUGAGCGCGUGGUGGGUGGACUUCUUGAGCAGGGCCUGACGAGGCGUGCGGUCGAAUGGCACAAGAAGCUUCAAAGUUCCCACCUAGCCAGCGCAAGUGAUGUGCUGAAAAUCCUUCCAUCCGCGAUCCGUUCUUCGUCUCUUCCGGCUGGCACGGAAUUUGCGACUUUGGCUGAUCUUGAGCGGUCAUCCUUGUCGCCGGGAUUGCAGGCAUUUCAAGCGAUAUGCUCCACAACCCCCGACCAUGGUUUUUAUGGCCCUGUCAUUGCGAUGCUUAUGCAGCAAGGCCACGGCGAGGCGGCGAUCUCAAUGCAUCAUUUCCUUGCUCAACGUCAGGAUCACCCACAGAGCCCCGACGAGAUACAGCCAUUGCUGGAGUAUGUUGAGAAAUUUGGGCUACGGAAAGAGUUCAAUCGGCUCCGUGGCUAUGUCAAAAAGCGAUUUGAUAGCGAAGCUUCGAUUGAUCAACCUGGCCCAAUAGAUACGGCACCGAAGCCCAAGGAGAAGGGGUCGCAAGACGAAAAGCCCUUCAAAGAUGACAUUGGUGCUAAGCUGUUUGCCACUCGUGCUCUCAAUUUCGAUAUGAUCGUUGGUGGCCUGAAGAUGCUCGGUGUAUCAGAGAUCGGCCACCGGACUUUGCGCGAACUAGCUACUCGAGCUCACGGCAACCAAGAUCUUCUGGACAAGCUCAAGGUACUUAAGCAGUCCGGCAUUUCUAUAGGAAACACCGUCUUCUCGCGAUUAGUUCAAAAACUUGCAACCCAAAACCGCGACAUCCUUCUCUCCGACAUCCUCCGCAGCGAUCAACAUCCUGACACUCUCGAAGACAAGCGUAUGCAAGAGUCAAUGCUGGUAUCUUACUACAUGGCCCGGGAUUGGAGAUUGUACAAUAUGACUCUAGCGGUGUUGACGGAACUAUACCCGGGUGCCCCAGACCUCUACGACAUCCAUUUUCGAAAGCAUAUCGCGGCCUGGGAAUUGAGCGCAGCAUCUAAGGUCGCCGACGAGCUAGCUCUCCAUCCUCACCCCCGGCGAAUGAACCAUCGUCCGCCACCAGGUCAACGCCUGUCUGCCGUCGAAGAAGUGAUCUUCAUCUUCAAGAUUCUAAAACGCGUGGUUCCCGCGGGAGGGUAUGUCAGUGCUGCAUUCUGGAUUGAGAUGCUUAAGCGUCUCGGCAUGGCAGAUGCAUGGGCAGACUGGGAUAAACUCCGAGAUUGCUGUCAGUGGCUCGUCCGUCAAUAUGCCGAAAACCCUGAGCAGAAGAAGCCUUGGGCGGAUUUUCCAUCCCCCAAAUCGGCUCUUGAUCCCAUCAAGCAGGCCAACGGUCGCGAUCGGCGGAUGCUCGACCUAGUCUUUAACCCACAAAUGCAAGCCGCCAUUGUCUCCUGGGGCUUCAUGUUCCGAGUAUUAGACACCACCGCAUCGAAAUUUGCCAUCGCCCCACCUAACUCCCAAACGGACGAAAAGCUCAUUCCAUGGGUACGGGGGCUUAUUCUACUCCGAGAGCUAGAACAAUCCGGCCUUCGUCUUGACAAACGAUUGAUCUCCCAGGCAGUUCGCCACCGGCUGGCUAUGCUCUACAGCCACCAUGUUCUAUCCGCGCGGCGUAUGAAUCGUAUGCUACGGCGGCGGAACCCAUAUCCUCUACAGCAAGUGUUGAACGAUGUGUUCCAGGCCUGGGGCGAUCGUUCUCUCUUUGAUGGGAUGGAACAGAACUUGGAACAGCUGGUGAAUCCGCCACGAGCAAGCCGAACGAAGCGACGCGCUCCGGGUAUCCGUUUGUCGCUUAAAGGACUGUGA
Messenger RNA from Penicillium crustosum, 2472 nucleotides. RefSeq lists its product as uncharacterized. The record is from RefSeq and is a predicted model, not a curated record. Lineage: Eukaryota; Fungi; Ascomycota; Eurotiomycetes; Eurotiales; Aspergillaceae. The coding region runs from base 1 to 2472 and encodes 823 amino acids. The transcript is spliced from 2 exons.